AUUCUUCCAAUCAAGAGUCUGAGAUUCUAGAAUUUUCUCCAUAAAUUUCCUCAAAUGUUAAGGCAGAAGACAAGGCUGGACGAGACCCACUGACAACCCCCUUUCGUACAAAUAAUAUUCUGUUCCCAUUGGCCGAUGACGACAUAGAACGGGGCCUGUGGCUUCGGCAGACCUCGUGUGGCUUGAUAUCGACGGCUUGGCGCGGACUGUAAGAGAUUGGCCGUUCCUGGCGGUGACAAAGAUUCAUUCCCCUCUCCGCCGAGUGCUUUUGCUGCUCGAAUACCGGGACGGACGUGGACAUGCCAAGAGACUUUUUGUCCAUAAGCUACAUAAGCUAGGGAAGACGGGGUUGAGGCAACUAAACAAGAGGGACCUACAUCGAAGUAUAAGAUACCCUACAUACCACGGGAAGAUCUACCUCAAUCAAUAUCAGUUCAUCAGUUCAUCUCUCCAGAUCCGAGAAAAGAAAGAUAAGGAACCCCCCCCCCCCCCCCCCCCCCCCCCCAAAAACCCAACAACAACACAGCAACAGCAACAGCAACAGCACAACAACAACGAAGAAGGCAUAAUGUCGGCCCCAGAGAUCGAGACAAGAUUGUUCAUCAAUGGCAAAUUCCAGAAGGCUUCCUCUGGUGAAACUUUCCCGCUUAAGUCCCCCGCGACUCUAGCCGUCGUUGCUGAAGUGGCCGAAGCCAGCGUGGAGGACACCAAUGCUGCAGUCGCCGCGGCGAAGGCAGCCCAGCCCAGCUGGGCCGCUCUCUCACCUGAGGAGCGUGGCUCCUACAUGAAGAAGUUAGCUGGCUUGAUCCGCGAAAACUUUCAAGACCUUGCCUAUCUCGAGGCUAUCUCCAUGGGGAGACCGGUCAGCACUUACUGGGACGCUUGGGUCGCUGCGUCGAACUUCGACCACUUUGCUGAGGCCGGUUACAGUAUUCAGGGGUCUUCUAGCUUGAACACCCCUGGCUUUGUGAACAUGUCCCUAAAGCAGCCAUUUGGUGUCGUUGCUGCUAUUAUUCCCUGGAACAUCCCACUUUAUUUCUUCUCUUCCAAAGUCGCCCCUGCUAUUGCAGGAGGCAAUACGGUUGUGCUGAAGAGCAGUGAGAAGGCGCCUCUGACCUCUGCCAAGAUGGCAACCUUGGUUGAGAAGGCGGGCUUUCCCCCAGGAGUCAUCAACGUGCUCUCUGGACACGGCCAUAUUUCAGGAUCUACUCUCUCAUCUCACAACGAUGUUCGUGCUCUCUCAUUCACCGGAUCCACCCGCACUGGUCGCAUGAUCCAGAAAGCCGCUGCCGACUCUAACUUGAAGAAUGUUCUGCUUGAGCUUGGAGGAAAAUCCCCCGCUAUUAUCUUCAGCGACGCAGACAUUGAAUUAGCUGCCGCCGAGACCAAGAACAGCAUCCAAUGGAACAGUGGGCAGUCAUGCAUGGGCAAUUCCCGAGUCUACGUUCAAGAAAGCAUUGCGGAGCCUUUCAUCGCUCUCUUCAAGAAGCACUUCGAGUCAGUCAGCUUUGGUGACCCAACCGACCCAAAUACCAACCACGGCCCCGUUGCCGACGAACUGCAGUUCAAGAUCGUCAACAGCUACAUCGAAGCAGGAAAGCAAUCAGGGACCCUUAUCACAGGAGGCCAAAGCCCCCCCAACGCUCAAGGCUACGUAAUCAAGCCCACAAUCUUCAGCAACGUCCCCGAGGACGCGAAGAUCACAAAGGAAGAAAUCUUUGGCCCUGUCGUCGUCAUCAAUACCUUCAAGACGGAAGAGGAGAUCCUGAAGAAGGCCAACGAUACCGAUUACGGAUUGUACGCUGCCGUCUACACGAAAGAUAUCAACCGCGCCAUGCGGUUCGCCAAGGGACUGGAGGCAGGCACAGUAGGCGUCAAUUGCACAUCUCCAACAGUACCUCACGACUUGCCAUUCGGUGGAUGGAAGACCAGCGGUGUAGGCAGAGAGGGCUAUCUCACUAGCAUCGACAAUUUCCUCGAGACCAAGACGGUCUUGAUCAAGGUUGCUGCGUAGGUAGUGAGUUUCUUUUGAUAUGUAAUGUAGUCAAAUGGCUGUCAUGAAAAUAAUCAAUUCACGUUCACGUUUCCUGAGAUUCUACACACCCACGUGAAUAUACCUUGAAUUGAAUCAUGUUGCAGUCUCAAGGUUUCGAUUGCAAGAUCGGAAUAGUAAGCUGUACGGUAGGUUUCUGUUCGCAAGCUGCACUCCUAACUGCGCUGCACGUAUGUCGGGAAUCGAGGCAGGCGGUCGAGGCAUUUCAUCUUCUUUCCUUCGGAUCAUUUCAAGACGAGAUGAGGGCGUAGAGAAAGUCGAUUCGUGAUCAAGUACACGGUUUAGAAUGGAGAGAAAUAGCUGGGUCUAGAUGCCAACUCAAUUUUGACACCGUCGGCACAAGUCUGCAUCCUGGACGCAUGCAGUGUUCAGACGGAACCGGACGGGCUUGAAUGAAAGCAUCGUAGGUUUUUAUUUGAGGCGGCGGAGGCCUCCAGUAGGCCAGAGCUACCAGGCCGAACCAUGAGAUAUCACCGGGAACGGUUGCAAGAAAAGUCUAGAUGCUCCGAAAAGUCCCCUGUAGUUUGCCUGUCUCGGACUCUGUGCUACCUCCCCCUCGGCGAUCUGUUCCGCCAAGCCUUCUCGUAAAGUUCUCCGGUGCAAGGACCAACAAUCCAAUCAGCAGUCUUAGAUAUAAGGAAUUCUACUAGUCUGAGUAAAGCUUCCCUCGUUCUUGACGGAACAAUUACCCCUGAUACGAAGCAUGUCCUGUUCAGUGGGUGAAAGCUUGUAUGUUUGCAGGAGGCAGCGGAUAGAGUUUCUGGCCUACUAUCCCCCCUCCCCUCUAAAUGAAUGUUAACGUAGAUAACAAUUGUAUCCGCAGGUAGUAGUGCCAAGUGCGGACAAUUCGAACUGGUUGCCUUGCUGAUCCUAUCGCCGGGCAAACUGGAGGUCAGCGAUCGAUGUCUAACAUAUUCUACGGCCACGGACCAAGUUCCUAACCAUUGUUGUCUUCCCGGGCGUUUGAUGUCGUUGGGAGGUUGGUUUUGCUUGUUGCGGAGUUGAUGUAGUGCGAAAGCUCGGUGCUUCUGCUGCUGCUGAGAUUUAGAAUCUCGAUCAACGCCUUUGGCUAUAACGGAAUUUAAGGUUGGCUGUGAAGGAGAGUUGUGGAGGAGACAGUUGUAGAGGUGUCGAAGAAAAGUGGACUCGACUUGGCGCCAAACGCGUCAGAGGCGUCGAAUCAACUCCGCAGAUCUCCAAACUCCAGAAAUGAGGUAUUUGGGUCUUUUGGGAUUGGUACAAUAUCUGCGACGCGAAUCUGGAGUUGUGGUGGAGGUUGACAAUUGUUU
Cadophora gregata is the source of this 3342-nucleotide messenger RNA. RefSeq lists its product as uncharacterized. The record is from RefSeq and is a predicted model, not a curated record. The transcript has 4 exons. Gene Ontology annotation, molecular function: aldehyde dehydrogenase (NAD+) activity. Lineage: Eukaryota; Fungi; Ascomycota; Leotiomycetes; Helotiales; Ploettnerulaceae. The coding region runs from base 569 to 2014 and encodes 481 amino acids.